CGGAUCCCAUAUAGUCCCCCUCCCAACACUCUUCUCACAAAACCAUACAAACAAUUGAUGGCUUAUCCCAGGAGCAACCUAUCCUUAUCUUCACGCUCAUUCUAUACUUCCCCAAACACCCCAUCAUCAUCCUUUCCCAAGAACUGCCCCAUCCUCGUCUCUCGUGCCCGUACUUGCAUUUGCAUGUCCUCGUCCUCCUCGUCCUCGAUGCCCAUGUCGGUACCCACUGCCGCGCCCAUGAUCACAGCCAACGGUGCGCUACUCAAAUACAUACGUCAACCUACGCUAUUUCCUGUGGAACAGGAUGAGGGCAGCAAGAGGAGAGACUACUUGCUGGGGAAAGUUGGAAUGCAGCUGCAGAGCGCAGCAGCAGCCGUGGAGAAACUGAAACUAAUCGACACGAUCCAACGACUGGGGAUCGCCUACUAUUUGGAGGAUGGUAUCAAUGCCAUACUGCAGGCUGAGUUCUCCAAUGCCUUGUCUACGGACGACGAUCUCUUCACCACGGCUCUACGCUUCCGGUUGCUCCGACACAACGGCUUCCAGAUUAGUCCUGAUGUAUUCCUAAAAUUCAUGGACAAAAAUGGACAAUUCAAGGAGUCUCUAACCGACGAUAAAUUAGGGUUAUUGAGCUUGUACGAAGCAUCAUACUUGGGAAGUAAUGGAGAAGAAAUAUUGGAAAAAGCCAUGGAGUUAACCAAAACACACCUCCAACGCUCACUUCCUCAGCUGCCACCGCAACUCCAGGGGCAGGUGGCUCAAGCGUUAGAGCUCCCCAGACACCUGAGAAUGGCUAGGUUAGAAGCUAGGCGAUACAUUGAUCAAUAUGCUGCACAAAGCGACUGUGAUCAAGAACUUUUAGAACUAGCAAUAUUGGACUAUAACAAGGUCCAGGCUCAACACCAAAUGGAGCUGGCUGAAAUCACCAGAUGGUGGACGCAGUUGGGGCUGGUGGACAAGUUGACCUUCGCUCGAGACAGGCCAUUGGAGUGCUUCUUGUGGAGUGUUGGCCUGCUUCCUGAACCCAAAUACUCCACCUGCCGAAUAGAGCUCGCCAAGACCAUCGCCAUUCUCCUCGUCAUCGACGACAUCUUCGACACUUAUGGAAAAAUGGACGAACUCCUGCUCUUCACUGAUGCAAUCAGAAGAUGGGAUCUGGAGGCAAUGGAAACUCUUCCCGAGUACAUGAAAAUAUGCUACAUGGCGUUGUACAACACCACAAAUGAAAUAUGCUACAAAGUGCUCAAGGAGAAUGGAUGGAGUGUGCUUCCAUAUCUCAAAUCUACGUGGAUAGACAUGAUUGAAGGGUUUAUGGUGGAGGCGAAGUGGUUCAACGGCGGAAGUGCACCAAACUUGGAGGAGUACAUAGAGAACGGAGUUUCGACGGCGGGUGCAUAUAUGGCUUUGGUGCACCUUUUCUUCUUAAUUGGGGAAGGAGUGACGGACCACAACGCCCGUCUCUUGUUCAAACCCUACCCUAAGCUCUUCUCCGCUGCCGGCCGGAUUCUCCGCCUUUGGGAUGAUCUUGGGACCGCCAAGGAGGAAGAGGAACGAGGAGAUCUUGCAUCGAGCAUACACUUAUUGAUGAGAGAGAAGAAGUUAGCGACGGAAGAGGAAGGCAGAAGUCGCAUUUUGGAAGAUAUAUAUGGGUUGUGGAAAGACCUGAACGGGGAGCUGAUCGCCAAGAACGGGAUGCCACUAGCCAUCAUUAAAGUCGCACUUAACAUGGCCAGGGCUUCCCAAGUUGUGUACAAGCACGACGAGGACACUUACUUUUCUAGUGUAGACAAUUAUGUGGAGGCUCUCUUCUUCACUCCCCUUAGUUUUACAUAUAAUUGAGUCUCUCAUUAUAAGUUUGAAUAAUAACGUUUAUUAUUUCGAUAAAUAAAUUGAUAUGUAAAAAAUGAUGAUGGGAUAUGUUUACGAGUUAUAAUACAUACAGAUGUUAAUUGUACAUUUAUACCGAUCAAUUCCAUAUAAUA
Molecule: messenger RNA, 1982 nt
Organism: Sesamum indicum (sesame)
Lineage: Eukaryota; Viridiplantae; Streptophyta; Magnoliopsida; Lamiales; Pedaliaceae
Product: putative monoterpene synthase 8
Biological process (GO): diterpenoid biosynthetic process
Molecular function (GO): terpene synthase activity; magnesium ion binding
Source: RefSeq, a predicted model, not a curated record